AUGAAAUCAACAGGAGGAGGACAAAAAAUCAAUUUGUUUAGGGAAGAAGUUGAAAAAUAUAAAAACGAUCAUGAAAAAAUAAUCAUUUUCACAGACAGUUACGACGUGAUUUUUUUGGCCGGAUUAAACGACAUAUUGGAACAAUUUGAUAAAAUCGGUGGAAGAGUCGUUUUUGGAGCCGAACCAUUUUGUUGGCCUGAUAAAAAUUUAGCAUCACAAUAUCCGAUUCAAUCGAGAGGAAAACAAUAUUUGAAUUCCGGUGGGAUCAUCGGUUACGCUCCUGAAUUAUAUGAGAUAUUAACACACAGAUCCAUAGACGACGAUGACGACGAUCAAUUAUUUUACACUCAAGCAUACCUUAACGAAACUCUUAGAAAUAAUUUGAAAAUAAAAUUAGAUCACAAAUCUCAAAUAUUUCACAAUUUACACGGUGCCAUGGAUGAGCUUUCGCUUAAAUUUAAAAAUCACGAACCUUAUUUGGAAAACGAACAAAUGAAAAGUCAUCCGUUGAUAUUACACGGUAACGGUCCGACAGUCGUCAAAGUCGGUUUGAAUAAUUUGGGUAAUUACUUACCGAAUUGUUGGAAUACCCGAGACGGAUGCGUUUCGUGCAAGGAAAAUGUGAUAACACUAUCAGACGAAGAUACGUCGAAUCAUCCGAGAGUUUUCGUUGCUUUAUUCGUAUCAAAACCCACGCCUUUCCUGGAAGAUUUUUUACAAAAAGUUGGAGAUUUAAAAUAUCCGAAAAAUAAAAUCAAUUUGUUCGUUUAUAAUUUUAUAAAACAUCACGAGAGAGACGUUGAUAAAUUCGUCGGAAAAUUCAGGGAAAAAUACAAGAGCGUGAAAGAGAUAAAAGCCGAUGAUGAAAUUGCUGAAUCACAUGCGAAAACUUUAGCCAUAGAACAUUUCAAAACAUCAAAAGCUGAUUUUUAUUUUAAUUUGGAUAGCGAAGCACAUUUGGAUAAUCCUUACACGUUGAAACUUCUCGUCGAACAAAACAGAACCAUCGUUGCUCCCAUGCUCGUGAGACCGUUUAAAGCUUGGAGUAAUUUUUGGGGUGGAAUAGCCGAGGAUGGAUUUUACGCCAGGAGUUUCGAUUACAUGGAUUUGGUAAAUAACGAAAAACGGGGGUUGUGGAACGUACCUUACAUCAGCGGAUGUUAUUUAAUCAACGGUACCGUCAUACGAAACGAUGAAACCAAACCGAGUUACGUCGAAGGUGCCCUAGAUCCGGAUAUGGCAUUCUGUCAUCACAUGAGAGAAAAGGGAGUUUUCAUGUACGUGAGCAACAGAGUUGAUUUCGGACAUUUAAUCAAUCCCGAUACUUACGACGUGACACGAACUCAUCCCGAUUUCUAUCAAAUAUUCGAUAAUAAAUGGGAUUGGGAACAAAGGUAUUUGCACGAAAACUAUUCGGAAAAUUUAAAUCCGGAAACGAAACCAUUGAUGCCUUGUCCAGACGUUUAUUGGUUUCCCAUAGCUUCCCCGAGAUUCUGUCAGGAACUCAUUGAAAUAUGCGAAACCUACGGGAAAUGGUCGGACGGUAGCAAUAAGGAUCUUCGUUUGGAUGGCGGUUAUGAAAAUGUACCGACGCGUGACAUACACAUGAAACAAAUCGGUUUGGAAUAUCAUUGGCUUUACUUUUUGAAAGAAUACGUUAGACCGCUCCAGGAAAAUGUUUUCAUCGGAUAUUAUCAUAACCCUCCUCGUGCCAUAAUGAAUUUUGUCGUUCGUUAUAAACCGGACGAGCAACCGUCGUUGAGGCCACAUCACGAUUCGUCUACUUACACGAUUAAUUUGGCACUAAACACUCCAAAGGUUGACUACGAGGGAGGCGGUUGCAGGUUUUUAAGGUACAAUUGUAGCGUCACGGAUACGAGAUUGGGAUGGUUGCUCAUGCAUCCGGGAAGGUUGACACAUUAUCACGAAGGUUUGCUUGUGACAAAAGGUACGCGUUACAUAAUGGUUUCGUUCGUCGAUCCUUAA
This is a messenger RNA of Pediculus humanus corporis (human body louse), 1986 nucleotides long. Its product is annotated as Procollagen-lysine,2-oxoglutarate 5-dioxygenase 3 precursor, putative. The transcript is spliced from 13 exons. Gene Ontology annotation, biological process: peptidyl-lysine hydroxylation. Gene Ontology annotation, molecular function: procollagen-lysine 5-dioxygenase activity; iron ion binding; L-ascorbic acid binding. The coding region runs from base 1 to 1986 and encodes 661 amino acids. Lineage: Eukaryota; Metazoa; Arthropoda; Insecta; Psocodea; Pediculidae. Gene Ontology annotation, cellular component: endoplasmic reticulum. The record is from RefSeq and is a predicted model, not a curated record.